AUGGAGCGCCGCGCGCAGGGGUUGGUUGCCAUGCUCGCCGUCCUGCUGACGUUCGGCACCGUCGCCGCCACCGCUUUUGUGCAAAGCAGGCCGGGAGCAUCUUCCGAGCCAAGUGUGCACUCGAAGAGUCUGGGCGACGCUCCACAGCCGCUGCCAGAAGAGACGCCGUUUCACUGGUUGUCGUCGGCAUCUUCACACGCCUUGACGGCCGGAGCCGUCCUGGGCCUUGUCCUGGCUUUGGCGCAGGCACCGGCGGUCCGAGCCGAAGACAGGUACGCUGACGUGGAGUCUCAGGUGGUGCUUGCUGCGAGCCCAGCCAGGGAGAAGGCCAAGAAGGAGCUGCUCGCAGAUGCGAAGAAGGUGGACGAGUUCACCAAGACGAAGGUGCGCACCACCAAGGAUGCUCUCCUCAAGUACACAGAGGGCUCCGCGACGGAUGCCCUGGGCACUGAGUUCAACGAUGUGCGGCCGACCCGGUCGAAGGUGCGCAAGAGCCUGCAGAAGGAGUCCGGUGGCUUCAAGCUCGCGGGCCUGCCGGAUCUGCCUUCCUUCGGGCUCCCCUCCCUGCCUAGUGCUCCGGGCGUCGCUGCGCCGGAGCUCAGCGGCGACGCGGGUGUCGGCAUCGCCUCAGGAGCGGCGGUGGCACUGGCUCUGCCAGCCCUGGGAGUGGCCGGAGUGGUGAACAGUCGGAUUUCCGAGAAGCAGCGUGAAGAUGCCGAGAGGAGGGCUCGGGAGGCAAACUCCCUCCCCGUUGGCCCUAUCCUGACGGUGGCGGGCGUCGGGGCGGCUGCACUGGUCGCGGGGUCCGUGAUCUCCUCGAUCGGAGACUCCUUCGGCAGCGAGCAGGUGGUCGAGGAGGUGGUGACAACAGCCGCCCCCAGCAAGGCCGCAGAUGACAAGGCAGCGGCGGACAAGGCCGCAGCGGAGAAGAAAGCAGCGGCAGACAAGGCAGCAGCUGACAAGGCGGCGGCUGACAAGGCGGCGGCAGACAAGGCCGCGGCUGAAAAGGCCGCAGCUGACAAGGCCGCAGCGGACAAGGCCUCAGCAGACAAGGCAGCAGCCGACAAGGCCACGGCUGACAAGGCCGCAGCAGACAAGGCCGCAGCUGACAAGGCAGCGGCAGACAAGGCCGCAGCGGAGAAGAAAGCGGCAGCUGACAAGGCAGCGGCAGACAAGGCCGCGGCUGACAAGGCAGCAGCUGACAAGGCGGCAGCAGAGGCGAAGGCAAAGGCGGAUCAGGCAGCGGCCGAGAAGGCUGCAGCACAGAAGGCAGCCACCAAGGCGCCGGAACCUGCCGCUGCCCCUGAAACGGAGGUUGCUGAAUCCAAGAAAGUCUCGCGGAAGGGUUACUUCAAUUACAUGAGAGACAAGAAAUGA
This is a messenger RNA of Symbiodinium sp. CCMP2592, 1377 nucleotides long. The record is from the annotation of a GenBank genome assembly. NCBI's taxonomy places the organism in Eukaryota, Dinophyceae, Suessiales, Symbiodiniaceae.